CGGCACUGUUGCCUCACUCCUCCCUGGAAACUGGAACAAUGCUAAUGGAAACACGUUAAAAAUACACACAGCUUAGCGUGACCUGUCAGACACCUGUCCAGCGGCAAGAAGGGUUCCAAGACCAGAGACUGGGGCCAUGGAGGGGGAGGACAGUGUGUCAGGGGCCCCUCACGAGCCAGGUAACCCCCUGCUGCGAGCCGUGUUCUUACGCCGCCUGCGUCUCACACGCCUUCUCCUGGAGGGAGGGGCUUACAUCAAUGAGAGUGAUGGGCAGGGCCAGACCCCCCUAAUGGUGGCUUGCAGGACCCAGCACGUCGAUGCACAGAGUGCCAGCAGGGACAAGUUGGUUCAGUAUCUGCUGGAAAGAGGAGCCGACCUCAACAUUCAGGACAAAUCAGGUCGGACGGCCCUCAUGCAUGCCUGCAUGGGGCAGGCCGGGGCCGCGGUGGUGUCCUUGCUCCUGGCCAGUGGUGCAGACCCAGGCCUGGAGGAUCACUCUGGAAGCUCAGCACUGCUCUAUGCAGUUACUACUGGGGACCAGGAGGUUCUGAAGCUGCUGCUGGACACCUGCAAGGCCAAGGGAAAGGAGGUGAUCAUCAUCACCACGGACACAUUCCCCUGUGGGAAGCCAAGGGCCAGGCAGUACCUCAACGUACCCCCUCUUGCUCCCCUGGAUCAGGGGGAUGGGCUGCAUCCCUCUUCAGCUGCACCUCCCUGUGCAUCUCCCUCAGAGAUCCAGCUCCUCACCUCCCCUCCGUGUUCCUCUUCUUCCUCCACUGGUGGCCCUCGCCAAAUUUUCUCUUUCAAGCAGAGUAUGUGCUCUGGGUCGGGGGGCAUGAGUUCCCAACCUUCCUCCCCUUCCAGUGCAAGAGGCCUGGGCAGGUUGGACAGACUGCAACAGCCUCUCCAGAGGCUGAACUCAGAGCCCUGGCUAAGGAUCCCUGCCUCCCUGCUGGUCCGUCACUCCAACUUAGCCCCUUCAUCAACAGAAGACCUCCGAAAUGUGGAAGAGGAUCUCUCAGUCAGGAUCAACUGGCUGGGUUUGAACACUGAAGAAUAUGACAAAACAAUCCCCCACAAGUGUAGCUGCAGUACCGACCAGAACAAGAUCAUCAACAUUAACACUGAGGACAAAGUGGGGGAAACUGGGGGGCCACUACGCCGAAAGUUAUCCAUCUCAAGUCUUUUCUCCUCUCACUCUGCCUCCCACCCAAACCUCCACUCACAAAGUCUCCACUCAGGCCAGGGAUCCCCAUCCUCCUCCACCUCCAUUGGGGGAAAAGACUCUGGCUGCCCCCUCCCCAGUCUGGCUGUGUCCAGCUUGCGAAACAUCAUCCAGAGACGACACCUUGGGGCUGAUCACUAUAGCUCCGACCCUCAGCUGGCCAGUGGCUUUCCUGAAGAGGGCAGAGCCCCUCUGGAGAGCAGGAAGCUGGUCAUGUCACGUUCCUCAACUUUGCUGGGCUCCAGGGAAUCUCUAGAAGCCCCAGUCCUAACCAGAAGAGCCCUCUCUGGGCUGGAGCGCAGGGGAUCUGGGGCCCUUCAACUGGACCCCAUCUCCCAGACGAGACCCGGCUGCCUGCCCCCACUAUUCCCUCAUCACCACUCUCCAAUCCCCAACAUCUCUGGGUCGGUCUCCAACCCCAGCCCAGGAAGUAGGGCGGUCUGCGGAGCAGUAGCAGGCCUGAAGACCCUGCUACCUUCGGCUCCUCCUGGCCUCCCAAAAGAGCUGAAGACCAGGAGAAUGCUGCUGAGAAGACACUCGAUGCAGACAGAGCAGAUCAAGCACCUGGGAGACUUUGACGGGAUCUUUGGUCAUUGAGGGGCUGUUGUGGACAGACUUGGAAGUGCAUUCAUCCAUCUGUCUUGUUCAGUCACUCGUCAGUUACGCCAACGCUAAUGAUCGCGACCCAGCUUUUUAGUGAAGGCACGUAUGUGCCUAUCGAUACAAGGAUGGCAAUUUCCAUCUCAUGGGUGGUAAAAUUGUGAGUAACCGACUAGAAAAAUGUAUUGAA
Molecule: messenger RNA, 2015 nt
Organism: Hypomesus transpacificus
Lineage: Eukaryota; Metazoa; Chordata; Actinopteri; Osmeriformes; Osmeridae
Gene: ankrd34ba
Product: ankyrin repeat domain 34Ba
Exons: 2
Coding region: 137-1822 (561 amino acids)
Molecular function (GO): protein binding
Source: RefSeq, a predicted model, not a curated record